Messenger RNA from Cladocopium goreaui, 966 nucleotides. NCBI's taxonomy places the organism in Eukaryota, Dinophyceae, Suessiales, Symbiodiniaceae. The record is from the annotation of a GenBank genome assembly.
GCUGAUGCUGCCAACUUGGGUCCUGAGAAUUCCACAGUGUUGGAUAGCACUGGUGCCGGCAUGGGAGAUGUUGCUGGUCCUCCGGCAGGUGCUGAAGUGGGUGAUGGAACCGUACCUUUGGCAGAUGGAUCUGUGCCACCAGGAGGAACAAUGCCAGAAGGAACUCCAGGAGACGUGAAUGCUCCGUUUCCACCGGUUCCUCCAGUGAUCACCCCACCUGGUGAUGUGAACGCGGCUGAAGUCUUGGCUGUGAGUACGGAAUUGGCUCGGAAGAUCUCAGAGUGUUCCAACAGGCUUGCAAAUGUAAGUGAAGAGCUUGCCAUCACCAUGGAGCAUUUCACCCAAGGAAGAGUGGAAAUGAAGAAAGGAUUUGAAGAAUUGAGUGUCCAGAUCCAGAAUCAAGCGACCUGCAUAACAACGAUGACAUCAGGAGUGUCGUUUCAGGCCGGAGAAACGACCAAGCUUCUCAAAGCUUUCGACCGGUGGGCUGCCACUGGUCGUUGGGCUCUAACUGGCAACCAGUCAGUGGAAGCCAACAUACAGGGAGUCCAAAGUGAAGUAGAGAAGCAAACAAAGAAGUUGGAGACCAACCUCAGUCGUGGCUUUGAUAGCAUUGGAAGGCAUCUUCGAGAGACGAGCUCAGAAUGCUGCAGCUCCAGAUGCCAUGAAAAAUGCAGGAACUCCUCUCACACCAGUAGCGGUCAGUGCCCCUGGAACUACUGGGCCUGCUGGGACUGCAAAUCCAGGAGGAUCAACAUCACCCGGACCUGCCCCUGCCCCAGCAGUUCCACCACCUCCGGCAGAGCCAGUGUCACUCUUUAUGGCGUUCUGUCCGGAACAGCCGAACGGGCCGAGACCAAAUACUCCCCUUCCGAUCCCAACACCGUGCCAGCGUGUGGGCAUCGUUACCAGAGAUGCGGGAACGGGUGUACAGAGGACAUUGUCACCGACGGCAUACCGUCCUGA